Messenger RNA from Musa acuminata subsp. malaccensis (wild Malaysian banana), 1933 nucleotides. The record is from RefSeq and is a predicted model, not a curated record. NCBI's taxonomy places the organism in Eukaryota, Viridiplantae, Streptophyta, Magnoliopsida, Zingiberales, Musaceae.
CGCUUUCAUGGCUGAAGUCAAUUCAGCUGCUCCAUCUCCACCGCUCUGCACUGUUUCUCUUCAAAGAAUUCGUCACCUUCGUUCACCCAUCAAAUACCGGGAUUUCUUUAUCGAAUUUUAUAUAGCGGGUCGAAUAGAGACAAAAAUGUCACCGCGGAAUCUUCCCUGUGGUUUGUUCCAAUAUUCCAGCGCUAUUUGGGGGGGGUGUGGCACAGAAGAGAUCGAGGAGUCUGAUCCCGAAGCGGUGGUGAAGAAAGGGGUUUUAUGGAGAUGGAGGGGAGGGGGUACUCGGACUUGCUCAGGAACUCCAGCGAGGAGAUGAUUCUCAAGUCUCUGAUGGAGAAUCCGAUCGGGAGUUCUGCACCGACCAUGGAGAUGCCGGGAUUUAGGAACACGCCGCAGACGUUUCGAGGAGACAGCGAGGAGCUCUUCAACAGCUGGCUGAUGAACGGAGAGAUUCCUGGUUUCAGCUCUCCAAAUGGUGUUCAUUGUCCUUGGCAACUAUCUCGGAAAAUGUCAACAGAGAUCACUGCUUUUGCAAAUCAGCAAAAUGGGACUGUGCAGAGGCAAAAUACAGAGGAUAAAAGUUUUAACGUGCUUGAUGAUCAGUCAAGUGAUGUUGAGUGUUCUAUCAGGAGAACUGCAGAAAAAAGCAUGCAAGCUAGUAAUUUGUUGUUGGCCAAGGCAUGGUUUCACAGUUCUCAGCCAAUGACUAGAAGUCGAUCUUCAGAGCUACGGAGGAGGUAUGCUGCCAUGCAAAACAGCCAAAUGCAAGCAAUUGCCGAAGCCCAAAAUAACAUCAUAGUAGCAGGUAUUGAGAAGGGGAGGCAACAACUUACGAGUGACUUAUGUAACAUCUCAAUGGGGGAGACUGCCAGUCAACUUCAGACAUUCAUGUCUCCAUCUAAUUCAGCUACUUCUCCAUUUGACGCUCCAUUGGCAACAGUCGAUAUGGUUUCUUCUGUUGUGAGCAUGCUUAAAGAUGCACUGGAAACGAAGAAGCUUGGUAGACAAGUUGAUGGUGAAACUUUAGAAGGAAGUUCUUAUGGGCUUUUAAAUGUUCAACCAGAAGGAAAUAGAAUCUGUAAUCAAGAUGCCACAGAUCAGGUUCUCUGGCCACCCAACACAUUUGAUUUUGUAUCCUCCAUUCAUGAGCAAAAUUCAAGAAACUCAAAAUUUGAGAAGCCCUUGGAACUAAACAUGGACGGAUUUGUUCCUCCAGCAAAUCAAUUCCGAACUGCCACAAUCUCACAAGAACCAUCACAGAGUGGAUCAUCAACUGCUGUGCCAACGCUUUCAACCGGCUUUGAAGUAUGUGAUGAUCUUUCCAACUCAACACAAACUAUUUCUGUUUGUGAGAGUUCCAAAAAGCAUACCGGAAAUGGAAAUUUGAAUCAUAAGACUAGAGAAAACAGAGAAAAAAUGCUACAAAGCAACUUCAAGGAUGAUAGGAAGAAAGGAAAUCCAGUUCUGAUGGGAUCAGUUUCCUCAGGAGUUUUAGAAGACAAGGGUGAUUCUACAAAGAAACGCAGGGUUGAGCGCUCACGAAAAAUGGCAGAAGCAAAGGAAAGAAAUUUGGCACCAAUGUUGCCAUCGGAUAUGCAAUCAGUUCUAAAGCGCUGUGAAACUCUUGAGAAGGAAGUGCGCUCACUCAAGCUUAACCUUUCAUUCAUGAAUAGGAAGGAUUCUGAGCAAACUAAACAAAUCGAAGAGCUUCAAAAAGAGAAUGAAGAUCUAAAGGAUGAGAAACGGCGCCUUGUUGAAGAGAUCGAAAGGAUUUACCCUGAAAGUGGUAGUUGGUGAUACCUUGCAACUGACUCCUGCAUAAAUAUUGUGUUCAUAAUGUCUAAACACAAACAAACUUAGCACACAAAAGGAGAGAUCUCCCCGGAAGUUGUAUACUUUACAUAAAUUAUAGAUAUGUAUAUUCCAA